ACAGUUGGAUAUACGCCGAGGUCUCUGGAAGAACAUUUUCGAAACGAGCUUAAGGCGUGGCGCGAUAGUAAAUUUAUAUUGUUUUUCUAAAUCUGCAUGUCUUUUAGGAUUAUAAUGCAAGGCGAGCAACGAUUUAAUGAAGGACAUGAGCGAAAAUUAAGCAAAGCCAAUCAAAUGUGCAUCAAACAAUAACCCAGACUAACUGGCUAGACCUUCCGUUCCUUGAAGAAAUCUCAAUGGCCAUCAAGCUUAGCUUCGAUCCAUGUAGUACUUCCUUAAAGCACCUGUCGCUAUUCCUACUUAAGAUAUACUGCUUGGCACUCGUACUCCAAGGUGCCAGUGCCGAUUGGCUAAUGGACUGUGGAAACUGUCACUGCAAAUGGAACUCUGGCAAGAAGACGGCCGACUGUCGCAAUUUGAGCCUAAGUGGAGUGCCGGAGUACCUCAGUCCGGAGGUUCAAGUGCUGGACUUGUCACACAAUCAUAUAUUCUACCUGGAGGAGAACGCAUUCCUGACCACCCACUUGCAAAAUCUCCAAAAGUUACUCAUCCGAAAUGGCACCCUGAAACACCUGAACCAGCGGAGCUUCACCCAACUGCAGAUCCUAAUAGAGCUCGACUUGUCAAAUAAUCUACUUAUGGACCUGCUACCCAAUGUGUUUGACUGUCUUUCGAAAGUGCGGGCGAUAUUGCUGAAUGGCAACCUGUUCCAAGCACUUCGCCAUGGAGUCUUUCGUAAUCUCAAGUAUCUGCACAAGAUCGAACUUAAGCGCAAUCGCUUGGUUAGCAUCGAUGCCAAGGCGUUUGUGGGAGUACCACUUCUCUCGCAGAUCUAUCUGGACAACAAUGAGCUGACCAAACUAAGAGUCGAGAGUUUCCAGGACUUGACUAAGCUCACAGCCUUAUCGCUGGUCGAGAAUCCUUGGAACUGCACCUGCGAUCUUCAGAUGUUCCGUGACUUUGUCAUAGGCAUGAACCUGUACACCCCGCCCACAUCCUGCCAUUAUCCUUUGCAGUUACGUGGUCGUCUGUGGAUCGAGGAUCAGCCGGAGGCGUUUGCCUGCAAGCCAAAGAUAGUGUAUCCAACACUCAGUACUUCCAUCAACACUUCCAAGGAGAACGUAACGCUUAUAUGUCGCGUCCACGGAUCUCCCAAUACGGUUAUUGCCUGGGAUUACACCAAUCAAGUAUACGAAAGCCGCUCCAAGCCGGUGAAAAGUCUGCAAAAGCAACGUGUUUACAUAGAACUAUUGCGGGAGGAUGAAUCAAAGGUUCGGAAAUUCGGACAUGAUGUUUUUGUGUCACGUCUUACGAUUGUUAAUGCCCGGAAGAGCGAUGAGGGCGUCUAUACCUGUCUGGCGGAGAAUCCCGGUGGCAAGGAUUCGGUGCACAUAAGUGUGGUGGUGCAAAAGGAUAUGCAAAGGAUUUCCCUCAUGGACAGCAACUUCUUUGCAAUAGUCUGCCUUAUAGCCAUGGGUUUUCUCAGCAUGUCGAUCCUAUUUUCGUUGGUAACAUGCCUGAUUUUCAAGAGAUUCAAGCAGUUUCAUCCCGGCCAGCACACUUAUUUGCAACCCACUAGUUUUCCCGUUCAGUCACCUGGUAGUGAAGAUGCUACCGCAAUCAGCGCCCUAAGUUCUGGAGUUAUAAGGGAAAGCAAGAUAGUGCUGGAUCCAUUAAGUGCGACCAGUGAACCAGCAAAUAAAAAUUACACUUUAUUUAAAACAUCCAAUUCGAAUGGCAGUGAAAUGUAUCCAAGCGAGUAUAUGCCCACGAGAAAUUAUGAAGACGUGAGAUUAAACAAUAAAAAUUAUAUAAAAGAUCCAGACAAUCAGGCGGAAUCCACUUCAUCGCGAAAUCGGGAGCUCCAGGAAAAAGAUGAGCUCAAACAGAAAGAUGAGCUCGAUAGGGACUCCCGGCAGAGUUCCUCGCAAUCAACAGGCUGCUCAAAAAAGAAGGGACAAAUCGAUGAACUCCAACCGGACCUUUUGCCUUCCACUGAACCCACUGCCUUAAAAAAUAUUGAUGAACCUUUCGAUCCACCAGCGAAAAAAGAAGAAGUUAAUCCCCGAAGCAAGUACAAUACCAAUGUGCAAAAGUACCUAAAGGAGAAGUACGGCAGUGUUAGAAUAAAGAAUAUCAGUACUAAUAUUAGUACUAAAGACCCCAUUAGUGGUGCUGAUAUCUCAAAAUAAUAUAAUACAAUAUAAUAUAAUAUAAUAUGGCAUUUCCCACCAUAUCCGCCUGCGAAACCACCGUAAUCCCCAUGCCAUUGAAAUUUUAGUCUGUCCCAGGAUUUCGAUUCUUAUCCAGCCCUACCUCUCUAAGACCUCCAGGGGAUAGAUGGAAAACGAAGAUCCACUCAAGAAGAAAUGUACCUCGCCUUAUUUCUGGUAGUAAAUUAUGUAUUUUAAAACGUUACUAAUAUAAGAACAUUUAUUUACACAGUUCUAAGUGUUUUAACCCACGCACUUUAAGUGAAAGGAAUGUAAUAAUAAAGUUUUAAGGGAUGCCUUUACCUUUACCUGA
Molecule: messenger RNA, 2526 nt
Organism: Drosophila sechellia
Lineage: Eukaryota; Metazoa; Arthropoda; Insecta; Diptera; Drosophilidae
Gene: kek4
Product: kekkon 4
Exons: 3
Coding region: 237-2192 (651 amino acids)
Molecular function (GO): protein binding
Source: RefSeq, a predicted model, not a curated record